CCAGAUAUUGAAGCCCAUUUAUGCUACUUACGGAUCUAUGAUUUCGGCCCAAAUUCAGGCCCGCUAACUUCAUCCCAAAUUAGGGCCAUUUUUGGAGAUUAGUUUCCAAAACGGAGGAGAAAAAGAAGUAGUGAAAAUGGCGGAUUCAGAAAACGAGUCGAUAGAAUCGGCAUCCAGCGAAAUUUCGAGGGAAUUUAGAACCCUAAUUGAUUCGCAAGAUUUAGAUUCGAUCAAACAAUCACAAAAUCUCAUAUUGGGGAGAUUGCAAGACAGCAAUGCAGUGUUGUCCCACUUCAACGAGUAUUCGGAGAAUUGCUUCACGGAAGUGCAUGCUGAUUUUGUGAAGAAUACGCGCCUCUUGCGAUCCAUGAAAUCGGACCUAGAUUAUGUCUUUCAGAAGCUAAGGAGCCUGAAGAACAAGAUUGCGGCAAGCUAUCCGGAUGCUUUUCCUGAUAACUCAGCAAUUGAAGCUCUUGAUCAAAGACCGGAUCUCGAGUUGCCUAGGGAUAGCUAGAAAUGCUUUUCCCCCCUCCCCUUUUCUUCUAUUCCAAAAUUCACUGCACACAGCUUCUCUUAGUAUUCAUUGUUUCUUCAACUCAUGCCACUCUGUGUAAAUUGUGCUGUGGUAUAACUGUUUCUUCAGAAGUACUAUAAUUGUGUGAAAGGGUGAAUUAAUUACUGCUAGCAAUCUUGAAAAGUUACCAUUA
Messenger RNA from Salvia miltiorrhiza (redroot sage), 707 nucleotides. RefSeq names its product kxDL motif-containing protein LO9-177. Lineage: Eukaryota; Viridiplantae; Streptophyta; Magnoliopsida; Lamiales; Lamiaceae. The transcript is spliced from 3 exons. The record is from RefSeq and is a predicted model, not a curated record. The coding region runs from base 137 to 514 and encodes 125 amino acids. Gene Ontology annotation, biological process: lysosome localization. Gene Ontology annotation, cellular component: BORC complex.